Molecule: messenger RNA, 1991 nt
Organism: Punica granatum (pomegranate)
Lineage: Eukaryota; Viridiplantae; Streptophyta; Magnoliopsida; Myrtales; Lythraceae
Source: RefSeq, a predicted model, not a curated record
UGUGUGUGUGUGGAUAUAUAGAUUUAGCGACGCUGUCCUCUUGACUUGGAGAGAAAAGAGUUGGGAUAAGCAUAGAGGAAAGAAGAUGGCAAAUCUUGAGCAGAACAAUACAAGCGCAGAUCAGUCCCAUUUCAAGAUCCCAGAUAUUAAGUUCACAAAGCUCUUCAUCAAUGGAGAAUUUGUCGACUCCAUCAAAGGUCAGAUCGAUUGUCUGCACAAAGAUGUUUCGUCCAAAACUAUAGGAAGAACCUUCGAUACCGUGGACCCAAGAACAGGGGAGGUCAUAGUAAGAAUCGCAGAGGGAGAUAAGGAAGAUGUUGAUGCGGCCGUGAAGGCCGCCCGAGAAGCAUUCGAUCAUGGUCCAUGGCCCAGGAUGUCCGGUUUUCAAAGGGCAAGGAUCAUGCUGAAAUUUGCGGACUUAAUCGAGCAAAACAUAGAGGAACUGGCGGCCCUGGACUGCAUUGAUGCCGGGAAACUAUUUCUCUGGGGCAAGCUUGUGGACAUCCCUUUCGGGGCGAGGCUUCUGCAGUAUUACGCAGGUGCAGCGGACAAGGUCCAUGGAGAGGUCCUCAAGUCCUCACGACCACUCCAUGCGUACACCCUAAAGGAACCGAUCGGGGUGGUGGGCCACAUCAUCCCAUGGAACUUCCCAACAUCAAACUUCUUCAUGAAGGUCGCACCGGCCUUGGCUGCGGGUUGCACCAUGAUUGUCAAGCCUGCUGAGCAGACCCCUCUGUCAGCGCUCUUUCAUGCUCAUCUUGCCAAACAGGCUGGAGUUCCGGAUGGAGUGCUUAACGUGGUAACGGGCUUUGGACAUACAGCCGGUGCUGCUGUCAGCAGCCACAUGGACAUCGACAUGGUAAGUUUUACGGGUUCUACUGAGGUCGGGAGGCUAAUAAUGCAAGCAGCUGCAACCAGCAAUUUGAAGAUGGUCUCACUUGAAUUGGGGGGCAAGUCGCCUCUUAUCAUAUUUGACGAUGCUGACGUGGACAAAGCUGCUGAGCUUGCUCUAAACGGUAUCCUUUUUAACAAGGGUGAAGUAUGUGCAGCCAGCUCUCGAGUUUAUGUCCAAGAAGGAAUCUACGGUGAAUUCGAGAAGAAAUUGAUUGAGAAGGCAAAAGCUUGGAAACUGGGUGACCCUUUUGACCCAGAAACUCGUCAGGGACCACAGGUCGAUAAGAAGCAGUUUGAAAGGAUACUUUCUUACAUCGACAUUGGGGUGAAAGAAGGAGGCACCUUGCUGACGGGGGGUAAGCCUUGGGGGUCCAAGGGAUACUAUGUUGAGCCAACAGUUUUCGUGGAUGUUAAGGAGGAUAUGCAAAUAGCACGGGACGAAAUCUUUGGACCGGUUCUGUCGCUCAUGAAAUUCAAGUGCACACCAAAGAUAAGAUCGUGCUUACGAAGUGUAACUUGCAGGACCGUCGAGGAGGCAAUUGAAAGGGCCAACAACAGCAAGUACGGCCUUGCAGCGGGAGUCUUGACGAAGGAUAUGAACGUGGCGAAUAGAGUCUCGAGAUCUAUUCGUGCUGGAAUCAUCUGGAUAAACUGCUACUCCAGUUUGGAUGUUGGCUUUCCCUUUGGAGGGUACAAGAUGAGUGGCUUUGGCCGUGAGUUAGGGCUCGAUGGCCUCCACAAGUAUCUGCAGGUCAAGACUGUUAUGACCCCUUUGCACGAUUCUCCCUGGCUCUAAGGGAGCACGUAACAACAGCCGUUGUCCGAAUUUUAAUCGACUGAUGACCUGCACUGGUUAUCUCGACUGUUGUUUGGUUUACCUCCUCACAGGUUAUCUCGCCCGUGCAACGGGUAUAUUUCAUGUUUAUGUUCGACUGCUCUGAAGUUUUUGGUCAAAGAAUUUAAUAUCAAAGUUCAGACUCGGUGUUGGUGGGAUCAGGUCAUUGUUUCAGAGGUGCUAAAGAACGUCUUGAACUAUCAUCAUUAUCUAUACCCAUCCACUUAUCACAUUCACAGGUAAACUUACUUUGAUUUAGGCA